UGACAGAUAUACACACUAUAAUGGAGUGUUUGGAGAGAUAUAUAGGUUUUACUGUCCUCUUUGGAACAAACACUUUGUUAGAUGUUUAUUUUAACAUCCAGGCACGCAGAGAUUAGGUAAUGAUUCAUAGAGUAAAACACCCACAUAUGCAACAGCACAGGUAGAAGCCAUGGCGUUGCACCUGCAGGCUUCGCGAUAUAGUGGUUAGCCUUGGCACCGUAGUGGAGGAUGGCACUGCUCACAGUUGCUGGUGCUGAGGACAAGCUGGAGUACUCCAACCAGACAGAGGACGAAGAGGAAUACGUUCGCCUACCCAGUCAUGGAAGCAUAGAGCAGGAGGAGGUGGAAGAAGAAGAAGAGGAGGAGGAGUAUGUCUGUCUUCCCAGUCAUGCAAGCACAGAACUGGAGGAGGAGGAAGAGAUGGAUGAAGAGCAACAAGUUCUGUGUGAAGUACUGUGUGCUGACAGAGUGGGCCAGAUGACGAAGACCUACAGUGACAUUGAUGCUGUCACUCGACUACUGGAAGAGAAAGAGCGUGACUUGGAGUUAGCAGCCCGCAUCGGACAGUCACUGCUGAAGAAAAACAAAGCCCUCAGUGAAAGGAACGAACUGCUGGAGGAGCAAGUAGAGCACAUACGAGAGGAGGUAUCUCAGCUGCGUCAUGACUUGUCCAUGAAAGAUGAGCUAUUACAGUUCUAUACCAGUGCUGCCGAGGAAAGUGAGGGGGAGUCUACCACCUCCACACCUGUGCGUCCCAGUGAAACCAAUGUGUCAACUCCAACUUUUUUCCCCCUGGAUUCCUUGCAGAAGAAACUCAAAGACCUGGAGGAAGAAAACAAAUCACUGCGUUGUGAGGCCAGUCAUUUGGAGACAGAAACCAUCUCCUAUGAGGAGAAAGAGCAGCAACUUGUCAAUGACUGUGUCAAAGAACUACGUAAUUCCAACCUGCAGAUUUCUUCUCUGGCUGAAGAGCUGGCCCGGAAGAGUGACGACGUCUCCAGACAGCAGGAGGAGAUCACACAUCUCCUCUCCCAGAUAGUAGAUCUCCAAAAGAAGGCCAAGAUGUAUGCCGUGGAGAACGAGGAGCUGACUCAGCACUUAGGUGCAGCCAAAGACGCCCAGCGACAGCUCACUGCUGAGUUGCGAGAGUUACAAGAUAAAUAUGCAGAGUGCAUGGAGAUGCUUCAUGAGGCUCAGGAGGAGCUGAAGAACCUGAGAAAUAAAACUCUACCAGUCAGCACAUCAAGGCGUUUCCAUUCUCUGGGUCUGUUCCCAAUGGACUCUCUGGCAGCAGAAAUAGAGGGCACCAUGAGGAAGGAACUUCAGAUGGAUGAUCCGGACGUAGAAGAGCAGAGACUGCAACCAAAGCGAGUGUUCCAGACAGUGAAAAACCUGAACCUGAUGCGUCAGCAGCGUUCAUCGCUAGCCCCCUCCCCCCUCAACAUCCCAGGUUCCAAUCAGACAUCGUGCCUCACCUCAGGGCGCUCCAGCAGGGUGGGCACGCCGGGCUUCAACUCCAUAUAUGGUAGCGAGAUGGGAAGCGGGAUCAUCCUGGACAACAGGACUAGCAGUAUCUUAGAGAGUGCAGACGAUGGGUCAGAGGACUCUAACAAGCGGCCCCCUGGUACCCCAGGGACCCCGGGUAGCAGGGAUCUGGAGGCAGCCCUGCGGCGCUUGUCCCUCCGCCGCGACAACUACCUCUCAGAAAAACGCUUCUUCGAGGAGGAGAGGGAGAGAAAGCUGGCUUACAUGGCCAAAGAAGAAGAAAAAGGUGGUGGGGGGAGUAGCGGAGGCCCUGGGACGCCGACGGAGAGCCUGUUGUCACUGUGCUCGCACCCCUCCUUGGGAAGCGCCUGGUCGGGAUACUCGUUCACAGCGAGAUCCUACCUGCCGGAGAAGCUGCAAAUAGUAAAGCCGCUAGAAGGCUCUGCUACUCUCCAUGCAUGGCAGCAGUUGGCUCAGCCCCACAUGGGUGCUUUGCUGGAUCAUCGGCCAGGUGUGGUCACAAAGGGCUUCCGCACUUUAGCACACGACCAGGAACAGGAAGACAGCUGGCAACUGGACCAGCCAGAGGAGGAUGAACUUUCAUGCGACUCAUUCACUGGCUUGUCGGGAGAGGGCUCUGCUUCCACGGAUCUGCCUCGCUCUACCUCUUCUCCCUCCGACUGCUGCAACAAAAAUGGGGACGUCGAUGACUGUAGCCAGUUGGAAACGUUGCAAGGAGAAAUGUGCAGGGAUAGGGAAGAAAAUCAACCAAAAGAUGGACAUGUUGCAAACAUGCCCUAUUCCUUCUCCAGCCCCUCCCCUUCUUCUUCUCCUCCUCCUCUCCCCUCUUCUUCCAAGAUGAACGGACACGUGGACCUCAAGGAGCUCCAGGCCUUACAGACCGCCACAGUGGACCGUAUGCCUGUUAAUUUCCCGGGGAAGUGUAUGUCCCAUACUAGCUCUACAUACACCUUCACCACCUGCAGGAUUCUCCACCCCUCUGAUCAGCUGACCUCUGUGUCCCCAAGCCCAGCUGUAGCCUCUUGUCAGAGCAUUGCUUGCAUCGGCACCCCUACCCCCAUUUGCUCUCCUAUACCCUUCUCUGCCCCGCCUACGCCUUCCUACACCCCCUGCUGUACCCCACGCCGCCUCUCCCUCUCCCUGUCCCUAGCAGAGUCCUCCACCAACCUUAGGGACUCCACCAAGACUACUAGCACUUCUCUGGGCCUGGUGCGCCUCCUGCUGGAGCAUGGGAUUUCUGCCUCAGUGUAUGACCCCCGCAGCUGGGACCGAGGCUUGGAUGCCAGCGGAGCUUCAACACCCGUGGGAGGAGCGCGAGCACUGAGGAGCAGCGUCACACAAGGGGAGACAGAACCCGGACGAUUGGGGAAACCCCCAGACACCCUACUCCUCCAGCCCUCCACCCCGCCCAACUCCCCUCGUUUCAAAUCUGCCUCCUCUACCACCACCUGCCCAGUUUUUCAGUUCAGCCCUUCCAUUGACGACCCGCCAUAUUUCGACACCUUCCUUGCCUCUAAACCAGCUCGUACCAUUCUAAGGGAAGUGCUGGGGGAGGCAGAGCGGGAGCAAGGGGCGCAAGCAGAUGAUGGCAGCCAAACGGAGAUGCUGAAGCUACGACUUGUGGAUAAACUGAAAUGUUUCCACACCCUCCCCCCUCGUGCUGCUUCCGUUUCAUCUGGGAAUACUUUAUUAGCCCCCUUUGGCUCUACUGGACUGGGGAACAGUGCACUGGGUGGGGGGCUUCCAGGUUUAAAUGCAGGGCUGAGGAGGAAUCGAAGCUAUCCUGCCAUGGUAGGGGCCAGUAUGGCUAUGAAGGAUCCAGGAGGCCCCCCCAGCACAGAGAUACUCAUACCACAUACGAUGCAAACCCCACAUACCCAACACACAGUGCCCACACAGGAAAUGGGCAAAAUGCAAACAAAUCACACACUGGCCCCAAAGGCCAUACAUAUACCGCAGACACUACAUGCACUGGAAACAGUCACACCACAGACGAUAAUACAGAGACACACCAGGCCAGACAACGGACUGUGGGAUUCAACAAGCAAAGACCAAAACAGUGAUGGUGAAACUGGGACAUAAUGGGAGAUAUUCAGUGUAUUAGGUCAUAUUACAACACACUGUUUUACAGUAACACACUGUUACACAUGUGCACACAUACACAUUUAUUUAUAAAAUCAAAUACCCCGCAGAACUAAUAUAGACAUCCCUCAACUAUGGAGUAUCCGCAGACCAAACAGCUACACUGAUUAACAAUCCAGUCCACCUACAGACUCGACUAAACAGUAAGUCAUCUUUUCUAACCUGCCCAGACACCAACUGAUUUUAUUUUAAACAAUCAUCAGUCUGAUCAGCAUAAACUAAAUGAAAUGGUGGUGAUUAACCCAGAAGUGGCUGACACUGUUACACUGUGUUAUACUCUUAUACCAUCAGACUUGAUGAUGAUGGAGUAUGUUGCCUACCUGUGUGUUCAUUGUAAUUGUAUAAGUUGUAUAUGCAGUAUACUGUGUCAUAUAUUGUAUAAAAUUUAAAGCCCAUUCUGGCACUGCAGAGCGUUCCCACAAUGCUUUUUUUUUGUCUCAUUUUCUUUCUCAACCCUGAAUGAGUGCAUUGCUGGCAAAAGACAUCACAUGAUUUUUGAAUGUACUAUAUUGGCCCAAAUAUAAGAUUGUUUUUCUCCUGAUUUAUUUAUUAAGAAAUGGGGGUAGUAUAUUCAAGGACUACACAAUUACUCAUUCACAGCAGGCGUUAUUGUUAUUGUGCUGUGUCAUGGGUCGUUUUUAGCCUUGAUGCAGUUCUGUAGAAAGCUUUUUCCCCUUAUUAAUGACCAUCAUAAACACUGAAAAACUGCUGACAGGACGCACAGUAAACAAGGUCUAUUUAGUCUUUGGCUUUUGAAUUAAAUAUUUGAUGUUCGUCUAAACUUUGUCAGUGCACAAAGACUACCAUUUUGUGUGCAGAAAGGGGCUAUUUCAUGCGUCAUGUCAUCUCAGUGUUCAGUUUAUGGUACGAGCUGGAGGUGCCAAGGACAGAGAGACAAAUGUAAAUUCCCAUUGUAAAAAUAAAAACAGCCAUAAUAAAGCUGGCUGCUAGUCCUGAACUGGGCUAAAAUAUUACCAGAGCCUUUAUUUUGCUAAAAUGCUGGACCACUUUAAACAUUCUUAUUUUUCGCUGUACUGUAUUUCUAUUUAAAUGUGUAAACAAAUUCAAAUAUGGUUAAUUUGCCUACCUUGUAGGUCAUUGUAGUCUUAUAUUUGGGCCUUUUAAUGGUUUGUGUCUGAAUUGCAUUGCACUGGAGUGAAAUGGAAGUUAAGAUGUUGACACUAGAGAUUAUUGUCCAGAUCCAGAUUGUGGCUUUAAAGUGUCAUCUGUGACUCUUCUUAUGUGCCUAAAACAGCUAACAUACUAUAUCUCAUUGAAGUAUGGGUUUGCAUUUUUAUUUGAUUUGAUUACUUUAUUAUUUUAAUGCAGUAGAGUAAAUGAGAAUAAUUGUGCAAAUUAUUGUAUUUGCAUCUGAACCUCCCCACACAUGCUGAUUUUUGUCUGUGUCUAUUUCUGGCUCUUUGUUUUCGUCUCCUAAUGAGUUUGAGUGAAGCAUCCACCUCAUUUACAAUCCACAGGGACACGUAGCACAUAAACAGUAUUACACACCAGGUCCAGCUAUACAGACACCUGUUUAAACACUGUGACACCAGAAAACGCAACACUGGUUUAGUGCAGUUUUAAUUUGGGAGCAACUCCGUUCUUUCUAUUCUCAUACAGUCUGUAAAGAAGUUUGAGGAGGCUGACAAACAUGCUAUUCCAAUGAAAUGCAGAUGGGAGCUGUAGCAUCAGAAAGUAAAGUCUGCCACAGGCACUGCUGCACCACGAGCUUUCACUCAAAACCGAAGUUAACACCCAAAUAAAGAGUGGCUGGGACCACAACAACACCCAACUGAAGCAUAUCUGUGUAUAAAACAGACUGUAACACAUUCACUUUUUCCCCCUCCAUAAUUCUGGUAUAAACCUGGUUGCUGGAUGAGUUAUUUUGUGAAAUUUAAACAAGGGUGUGGGUGAAAAUAUAGCAAUAUAUGCAUUAUAAAACGUGUAUGUUUCUGAAUGUAACUGUAAAAGGAGUGACUUGAAAUUGCUAAAUGUUGGUUUUAGGAGCUGAAGGUAAGUUUUAGGUAUCACAAGUUCCAGUGUCCAUCAUCAGGAACGCCUAUCAGAUGUUUUGUACACUUUCUGUAGUUGGACACUGGGACUGGGCCGCUAACUGCUUGUCUGACUGACAAGAGUGAGAUAGUGAAUGGACAAAAUGGCUGGCUCUGCGGCUGGCAUUUAUCUGUUGAAAUCCUUAAUGAUUAAGGGGUUAAACUAGCAAUGAUAUUGAGUGGGAAAUUAAUCAAUUCAUUAUAUUGAUUAGAUACUUGGAUUAUUACGAGGACACAUACCAUUCAAUGUCCAUUGUACAUGUUUAAGUGAAGGACUUGUAUUUAUAUUUUGAAAUGUCACACUGACAUUUUGAGUCAGUUGCCAAUGAACGUUUUAUGUUAUUAUGGUUAAAUGAUAAAGAUGCUCUGGCUUCAUGUAAACAUUUCAGUUAAUAACAAUGGGUACAGUUAGCGGUCUACAAGCAUACAGUACAUUGAAGCUGCCCCUUAGUUCAUAAUCCUAAAUCAGUUGCACAUUUUGGAGAAAUAAAAAAAAUCAACAGACAUUAAUAGUAUUUUAGAACAAUACCAAGUGCUAAGACUAAAACGACAAAGAGUUGGCGUGUUUGUGUGUGUGUGCUUGUUUUUUCUGUGUCAACUGAAUUGUCUGAAUGUAAGUUAUUAACAGUACUCCUGCUGUAGGGCCAUAUAUUUGUGUACAGUAUGUUGAUUUAUCUGUUUGUGUUGACCCCAGAAGGGGAAUUAUUAUUACAUUGUAAAUGAAUGCAACAUAUGCUAUUUUUUUUUUUAAGAUAACUAUAACAGUAGAACAAAACCAAUGGGAAUUAAGUUGUUUAUUUUUUGUGAACAGGGAAAGAAAUGUUUCUGUUCAGGGACUGAAGUGUUCUAUUCUACAGAACACACUGUACCAUCAAUAAAAAAAAUUAAUAAAUAAA
Messenger RNA from Micropterus salmoides (largemouth bass), 6595 nucleotides. RefSeq names its product trafficking protein, kinesin binding 1a (gene trak1a). Gene Ontology annotation, molecular function: GABA receptor binding. Bases 229 to 3588 code for a protein of 1119 amino acids. Gene Ontology annotation, cellular component: dendrite. The transcript is spliced from 15 exons. The record is from RefSeq and is a predicted model, not a curated record. NCBI's taxonomy places the organism in Eukaryota, Metazoa, Chordata, Actinopteri, Centrarchiformes, Centrarchidae. Gene Ontology annotation, biological process: anterograde axonal transport of mitochondrion; endosome to lysosome transport; neurogenesis.